UGCAGUUCUUAGUUGUCCUCUCCGCCACUUACGCUCUUUUGCACUCUUCAAGCUUCUGCUUCCAUUCACGUGCAGCGAGAAAUAAAAAACCACAAAGAUGGCAAAGUCCAAGAAUCACACAAAUCACAAUCAGAAUCGUAAAGCUCACAGAAAUGGAAUCAAGAAACCUAAGCGUUACAGACACGAAUCAACUCUUGGGAUGGAUUUGAAAUUCUUACGCAAUCAGAGAUUUGCUAAAAAGCAUAAUUUAAAUCCCAAACAACAGUUGAAACGAGCAGCAGAACGUAAAGCUCUUCGUGAAUCAAAAGGAAAAUAAUUUUAUGUUUAUAAUUAAAAAUAAACUUUGAAAUCCAUCAAA
Microplitis demolitor is the source of this 358-nucleotide messenger RNA. RefSeq names its product 60S ribosomal protein L29 (gene RpL29). The coding region runs from base 98 to 316 and encodes 72 amino acids. Gene Ontology annotation, molecular function: structural constituent of ribosome. Gene Ontology annotation, cellular component: ribosome; cytosolic large ribosomal subunit. Gene Ontology annotation, biological process: cytoplasmic translation. Lineage: Eukaryota; Metazoa; Arthropoda; Insecta; Hymenoptera; Braconidae. The transcript has 4 exons. The record is from RefSeq and is a predicted model, not a curated record.